Molecule: messenger RNA, 2253 nt
Organism: Armigeres subalbatus
Lineage: Eukaryota; Metazoa; Arthropoda; Insecta; Diptera; Culicidae
Exons: 2
Coding region: 1739-2206 (155 amino acids)
Source: RefSeq, a predicted model, not a curated record
UUCGAUACGGUGUGCAGACUAUCCGGUCCGAUGACCGGUCUAUACAUUUCCUCCCUUCCUACCUGCGCGUUCAUGUCACCGAUGACGAUUUUGACGUCCCGCAGUGGGAAUCCAUCGUAUGUCUGCUCCAGCUGUGCGUAGAACGCUUCUUUCUCGUCGUCGGGUCUCCCUUCGUGUGGGCAGUGCACGUUGAUGAUGCUAUAGUUGAAGAAACGGCCUUUAAUCCUCAGCUUGCACAUCCUUGCGUUGAUUGGCUGCCACACAAUCACGCGUUGGCGCAUCUUACCCAGCACUAUGAAGCCGGUUCCCAGCUCGUUGGUGGUGCCACAGCUUUGGUAAAGGGGAGCCGCCCGAUGCCCGCUUUUCCACACUUUCUGUCCUGUCCAGUAAAUCUCCUGCAGCGCCACGACAUCGAAGUUGCGGGGAUGUAAUUCAUCGUAGAUCAUCCUGUCGCAACCUGCGAAACCUAGCGACUUGCAGUUCCAUGUUCCAAGCUUCCAAUCGUGAUCCUUUAUUCGUCGCCUAGGUCUUUGCUGAUUAUAUCGAUUCGCAUCAUCUCUUAUAUUGUUCGUAAUUAUUGGUUUUCCAGGCGGCUUAUUGGGCCUGCGCAAACCUCCUGUCUCGCCGGAGGGCCGUCGUGUCAGGGCUGUUUAGCGUCCCACCUAACAUAAUUAUUUUGGAAAUUCCUUUAGAGAUGCAUUUGGCGAUUCCUUUACGAUUUUUUUAAAUUCCUUUAGGUGUUUGUUCGAAAAUGUCUUGUGAAAAUCCCUCGGAAAUACCUUUAUAAAAUACUUUGCAGAUUUCUUCAGAUAUUCUUCUGAUUUUUUUUUGAAUUUCUUUGGAAACUUGGUUAUUUUAUCGGAAAUCUCUUUGAAGUUUAUUUCAGCUGUUUUUUUUUUAAAUAAACUUAAGAAAACUUCUUAAGGAAAUGUUCCGGAAAUAUGUUUGGGAAUUUCUUCAGGAAAUCCUUCAGAACUCCUUCAGAUUCCUCCAGGAAAUGUGUUGAUGCAAAAAUAUGAAUUUGCUGGGUCCAUGGCGUUAGGCUAUUAAGCUUAUCGAAGCAUAUUUUGGCAGAAUAAUUUCAAUAUUUACAGCGCCACUAGCGUUCUAUUACUGCUUUACUGUAAAAACAAUCGGAAAAUGCUUCGGAUAUUUUUUUAAAUUCUUUGGGAUUUUGUAGGAAUUCAUUCAGAAGUAUAUUGGAAACCUUUAGAAAACACCUGGAGUUUUUCCAGAUAUUUUGCUUUUAAGCAAGGAUGUUAUCGUAUCGAUCAUUAAGUAAUCUGCGUUCGAUCAUUUAGUAGUUUGUCAAUAACUCAUCCCAUAGGCUAAAUUUCAAAAUGUGUUGUAUGGUCGACUUUUAGUGCGAAGGUUUUUCUACAACUCUCUUUAACAGGUUGAUGUACGAAUUCCACUGCUAAAGGAGUUCCGGUGCUAUGUUACCUUUCCAAUAGGUCACAAUCCCUAAACUUGAUUCUUUUAUUAUCGUUUAGUUUCCAUUUUCCUUUUUUUGUAAAUAAGUAUGCUUUAAUUCUAGAAUAAAUAAAUAAAACUGUAAAUAUGUAAAUAAAUCCUUAUAUUCCCUAUCCUAAGAUACCAUUUACCCUAAAAUUUAAUGUAAAUAAUUAAAAAAAUAAAAGAUUGAAAAAAAAAAGAAAAGAAAAUUGAAUUCAAAAAAUCCCAUUUCACCACAUUUAUCCCCUUGGUAUCGAUCUGUCAAAAGUGUAUCCCAUCCUAUAUGUACAUAACCAUCAUGGCGCGCGGUACCAACUGUGCACAGACAAAACCAUCCCGGGAAAUGUUCUCCUAUACUUGGAUUUUGCUGUGUCAUCGAAGGCCUUAUAAGCCUAAGCAGGAUGAGGCCAAGGGCUCUUUUUGGAACAAAAUUCCUAGCUGUUUCGCGAGUGAACUGCUAAUUGGCAGAGAUAGUGUCUCGGAAAAAAACUUGAUGUCACCACCCAUCAUCGGAAUUGCCGAGGGUGAUCUAACGGCCUGUGAUAGGUGGACCGUAAGUGAUAGUGAAAUCACCCAUCCGGUACAAGAAGAAGAGAACUGUGCGACGCCCCCCUUCAACCUCGGACGUUGCAUCCUUGGACCCGACCCAAUCGUCGACGUAGCCAUCGGUGAGGAAGUGGACCGGUCGAAGCCAAUAGUCCGAACAUCCACCGACCGACUGGAAAUCGCCACAACCUUUGAAGUCAGGUGAAAAUUUUGUACAUUCCCAUAAACUCAGUGAACUCCUGUAAAUAUUAA